Messenger RNA from Aspergillus alliaceus, 1419 nucleotides. RefSeq lists its product as uncharacterized. The coding region runs from base 466 to 1395 and encodes 309 amino acids. The transcript has a single exon. Lineage: Eukaryota; Fungi; Ascomycota; Eurotiomycetes; Eurotiales; Aspergillaceae. The record is from RefSeq and is a predicted model, not a curated record.
UUUACAUCGGAACGAAAAUCAUAUUUGUGUUUUACGGAAACGCCGGUAAAAGGAAGACGAUUGCUAAUUUUUUCUGUCGUCAGCUGGGCUCCCUUUUCUCUUCCAAAUUCGGGAGUGAUAAGAGCACAGGGGCUCACCGCAACAUUGGAAUCCAGAAUCAGCCUUUCACCAGGAUAAUUUCCGGCCGAGGAUGCUUAUCCAUUGAUUGAUAUGUAUCUUCCGCAAGAGAUAAUUGACCUUGUAUGACCUGUACCAGUCCAGCUCUGCGCACCUACCUAAACAAUCGUUUGGCAGAUUAUAUUUUACGUCGAGAUCGACACUUCGCAAUAUUCUUCAAGGACAUCGACUGCUCGCGAAUUUCGGAUAACGAACCAGAAGAACCGGAAGAACUUGGCUCAACUCCGAUUAGUCAACAAAAGCUUCUGUCAUAGUGCCUCAACCCGUCUCUUUCGACACAUUAUAGCCAUGGCCCAUUCAUCGUACGACACCACCCAGUUACCAUCUUUAGGAAGGCUAGUGAACCUGUCCAAAAGCCCAUAUGCCCCAUAUGUGCGUCAAGUCGACAUUGGAUACGAUUCCUUCCCAUGUUCGAUACGGGAGGUUAGCUUAUACACGGAAGACCUUGCCGCCUUGCUGUCUUCAUGCUUGCUUCAAUUUUACAAUCUCAAAGCCCUUGACUUCCGUGGUCCGCCAUUAGCGCUCUUGCCUCAUGAUAAGAUGAAAGCAUCGAUCGACACGAUACUCAUGUCGUUAUGCUAUGUGCCUUUGCCCAACUUGACAGAACUUGAAGUUCAUUUACCAAUGACGAACGAUUUUGCCCCAUUAUUUGCCAAGAAUACCAGCAGAUUGCGGAUACCGAUUGAGCAGACGCUCAGCCGCCUUCAGUAUCUUGGAUUGCACGUCUAUGCGCAGACAAACCAACAAUCCUGUGCGGCUCACUUGUUAAGGAUCGUCGAGCUUUCGACAAACCUGACUUCCCUGUCACUCAGUAGCACCAACUAUUUGAGCAUUGAUCGUCUUGAACUCAGCUCAAUGGUCCUCCUACGGCUUUUGUCCCUGCACAAAGUGAAAGUUUCAUCUCGAAAGCUCGUCAAUAUCAUUGAGAAAUGUAAGGAGUCGAUGCAGUAUAUCGAGCUAAGACAAGUGAAGAUCGAGUCUGGUACAUGGCGUGAGAUUCUAUCUGCAAUUGAUAGUUUGCCCUAUCUAUACGACUUUGAUAUAUCUGUUGGGGAAACUUCCAUAAGAAGCGAGAGGUUUCAUUCAGCUCCGAGUCUGUCCUUUACUGCAGAGACUGUACAAGACGCCCGGCCGUUUGGGAUAGAUCAUUUUGCGUUACACAAUCUCAAAACAAGACUUAAAAUCAAGCGAGCCGUGGCUCGUCAUGUCAACCGCUGAAUUAGGCCCUUGCUUGCAUGGCAU